CUCCAGUACUUGCCUACACUUGCUGCAUGGACAACACCCGAAAAAAAAGAUUUAGACUUUUUACAAGCACCGCCGAUUCAUGAAACAAAAUAUCUUGAUUAGUUUUACAUUGUUGGAUAUAAUAAAUAAAUUAUAUCACCGGGAAUAGACGGAAUAUCAAAUGGAGGACUAGUAAUUGUCACGUUAAAUCCCGGAGUUUCACCUGAAACCUGCAAGAGUUCCUCGAAGGAUCCACGCAGGACUGAUACUUCAGUAAGGGUGUGUAACAGGAAGUACCUUUAAUUCAUCAUGGGGAGCAAAGAGAAGUAUCACUGGCAGACUCAGAAUGUGAAGGUCAGCGGUGUGGAUGACAUGGUUCUCCUCUCCAAGAUCAGCGAAGAUGCCAUCACAGAUAACCUCAAGAAAAGAUACAUGGAUGACUUUAUUUUUACAUACAUCGGUCCUGUGCUGAUAUCAGUGAACCCUUUUAAACAGCUGCCGUAUUUCUCAGACCGCGAGAUCGAGCUGUAUCAGGGAGCUGCACAGUAUGAGAAUCCCCCCCACAUCUACGCUUUGGCUGACAACAUGUACCGCAACAUGAUGAUUGACUCAGAGAAUCAGUGUGUUAUUAUCAGUGGAGAGAGUGGUGCAGGAAAGACUGUGGCAGCCAAGUACAUUAUGAGCUACAUUUCGAAAGUGUCUGGAGGUGGGCCUAAAGUUCAGCAUGUCAAAGAAAUCAUUCUGCAGUCCAAUCCACUACUUGAGGCUUUUGGGAAUGCCAAGACCGUGCGCAACAACAACUCCAGUCGCUUUGGAAAAUACUUCGAAAUUCAGUUCAGCCGAGGAGGAGAACCUGACGGUGGAAAGAUCUCUAACUUUCUGCUGGAAAAAUCCAGAGUCGUGUCUCAGAACCAUGGUGAAAGGAAUUUCCAUAUAUAUUACCAGCUCUUAGAAGGUGCCACGAAAGAGCAGAGAGAAAAUUUAGGCAUCACCACUGCUGACUACUACUUCUAUUUAAACCAAACCAGCACCUACACUGUGGAGGAUGUCAAUGACAAGAAGGAGUUUGCAGACACUAUGGCUGCUAUGUCAGUGGUGGGUCUAUCCAUGGAAGAUCAGGACACUGUGCUGCAGAUUGUGGCAGGAAUUAUUCAUCUUGGCAACAUUGCUUUCAAAGAAGAGGGCAACUAUGCAGUGGUGGAGAGUGAAGACUUCCUGGCAUUCCCGUCAUACCUGUUGGGAAUCAAUCAAGAUGGUCUAAAGAAAAAACUAACAAGUCGCAUCAUGGAUAGCAAGUGGGGUGGCAAGACGGAAAGUAUUUCUGUCACCCUGAAUACGGAGCAGGCCUCCUUCAGUCGGGACGCCCUGUCUAAAGCACUUUAUUCUAGACUCUUUGACUACCUUGUUGAUGCUAUAAACAAGGCUAUGCAGAAAGACCGUGAGGAGUUAAACAUUGGAGUUCUAGACAUCUAUGGCUUUGAAAUCUUUCAGAAAAAUGGAUUUGAGCAGUUCUGUAUUAACUUUGUAAAUGAAAAACUGCAGCAGAUUUUUAUCGAGCUCACACUGAAAGCAGAGCAGGAAGAUUAUGUACAGGAAGGAAUCAAAUGGACCCCCAUUGAAUACUUUAACAACAAAGUGGUUUGUGACUUAAUUGAGUCCAAACUGAAUCCUCCUGGUAUCAUGAGCAUCCUGGAUGACGUGUGUGCCACCAUGCAUGCGAAAGGAGAGGGUGCAGAUCAGACUCUGCUGCAGAAACUGCAGUCGCAAAUUGGCACUCAUGAGCAUUUCAACAGCUGGAACAAGGGUUUCAUAGUGCACCAUUAUGCAGGGAAGGUGUCUUAUGAUGUGAGUGGCUUCUGUGAGAGGAACAGAGAUGUACUGUUCAAUGACAUCAUCGAGCUCAUGCAGAGCAGUGAGUUCACUUUCAUCAGAGAUCUGUUCCCAGAAAACCUUGAGGCUGAGAAGAGGGGCCGUCCCACCACUUCAAGUUCAAAGAUCAAGAAACAGGCAAAUAAUCUGGUCCAGACUCUAAUGAAGUGCACCCCUCACUACAUUCGAUGCAUCAAGCCCAACGAGACCAAAAAACCUCGCGACUGGGAGGAGAGUCGCGUCAGACACCAGGUGGAAUAUCUGGGACUGCGGGAGAACAUCCGUGUGCGCAGGGCUGGUUACGCAUUCCGCCGUGCCUUUAAGAAAUUCCUGCAAAGAUAUGCUAUCUUGACCAAAGAAUCUUGGCCUCAGUGGUGUGGAGAUGAGAAACAGGGUGUCCUGCACCUUUUAAAAUCUGUCAACAUGGACUCAGACCAGUAUCAACUGGGCAAGACCAAAAUCUUCAUCAAGGCCCCUGAAUCGUUGUUUCUACUGGAGGAGAUGAGGGAAAGAAAGUACAAUGGAUAUGCUCGGGUAAUUCAGCAAGCCUGGCGCAAGCACAUCGCUGUGCGCAAGUAUGUCCGCAUGCGAGAGGAAGCAUCUGACCUCCUGUUGAAUAAGAAGGAGAGACGGAAGAACAGUCUGAACCGCAAUUUCGUAGGCGACUACCUCGGCACAGACAACCAUCCAGAAAUUCGUCAGUUUGUGGGUCGUAGGGAGAGGAUCGACUUUGCUGACGUCGUGGUCAAAUAUGAUCGCAGGUUUAAGACUGUCAAGCGUGACCUCAUUCUCACCCCUAAGUUCCUCUAUCUGAUUGGACGUGAGAAGGUGAAACAGGGUCCUGAGAAAGGCCAGAUUCGGGAGGUCUUGAAGAGGAAGAUUGAGGUGGAGAAGAUCCAGUCUGUCUCUCUCAGCACACUACAGGAUGACAUCUUCAUUGUGCACGAGGAGCAAUAUGAUAGCGUGAUGCAGUCUGUCUUUAAAACAGAGUUCCUCAGUCUUGUGUACAAGCGUUAUGAAGAAAAAACCCACAAAAAGCUGCCACUUAAGUUCAACAACCUACUUGAAUUUAAGGUUAAGAAAGGUGGCUGGGGUCCGUUUGCCUCUGCUGGUUCUCGACAGAUCCAGUUUCAGAUGGGACAGGGUGAUGAUACAGUUCUGAAGCCCAGCAGCAAGGUUCUAACUGUAAGCAUUGGACCAGGUCUCCCUAAAAACUCAAGACCCACUCGCCGUGACAACCGAAAGAGUAGAUACGUGGGAAACCAGAAUCGCAACAUAGGCCAGUAUUCACGUGAACCUUCUAAGACUGAUGGUCAAAAAAGAGGAACCCAGGGCCUGCAGCCCUCCGUUAGGCACUCUCUGCUGCGUCAGCAGUCCAGUAUGGAUCAGCCCACCCUUCCCAGACUCCAGGGAUCUCGCCGCAGUCAGCACGAGAGCAAGAUCUACACUGAUAUGGGCUUCAUGAAUGUUCCGGACCAAGGCGUGGCAGGAAUCCAACGACGACGAUCGAAAGAGUGCAAGCCUCCACCAGGGUCAGGGCGACCUAAACCCGGCCCCAAACCCAAACCCAGACCCCGCACCCCACAAUGCAAAGCACUGUACACCUAUGAUGCCCAGGACACAGAUGAACUCAGCUUUCAAGUAGAUGAUAUCAUAGAAAUAAUAUUUGAAGAUCCCUUAGGUUGGUGGCAAGGACGUUUUCGAGGAAAGGAAGGCAUGUUUCCUGGCAAUUAUGUUGAGAAGAUCUAAAUUGGAAUGCUUUUGGUUAUGAUUCUUAUUGAUUGUGAUCAUCAUUUUGAUCACAAGUCCAACAAAGCUAUCAAAAGUAAUUAAGGAGAGCAGUACUAACUGUAUUGAUGUCUGGGAGCCAUAACAUACAGUAUACCCAAGUGAAUGGAUGUUUACUAAACUUGGAGCAAAAUGAGCAAAAAUGUUGACAAAAAUGUGUUUAAAUAAUAAGAAUACACAUAAUAUAGUAUAGGAUACAUUUUUACCACCUACUACAGUCAGAUAAACUUAUUAUUUGAUUAUUUGUUUUGUAGAAAGAGAUAUUAGAUGUAAAUGUAGAAGGAAAUCAUUAUUGCUGAUCAUGUUAACUAUUGUAAAACACCCAAGUUUUUUAAAAUAUGUUUUUAAGAAUUGAAUGGAUACAUUAAUAAUCUGUAUUUUACUGAAGUUGCAUUUUAAAGAUCUGCUUUUUUUCCACUGGUAUUGUGCAGAUGUAUACAAUCAGAAAAAGUAUUUUCAAAUACUCUGAACAAAAUAAAAUGGAACU
Molecule: messenger RNA, 4123 nt
Organism: Xyrauchen texanus (razorback sucker)
Lineage: Eukaryota; Metazoa; Chordata; Actinopteri; Cypriniformes; Catostomidae
Product: unconventional myosin-Ie-like
Exons: 27
Coding region: 289-3597 (1102 amino acids)
Biological process (GO): vesicle transport along actin filament; actin filament organization
Cellular component (GO): cytoplasm; plasma membrane; actin cytoskeleton
Molecular function (GO): microfilament motor activity; actin filament binding; ATP binding
Source: RefSeq, a predicted model, not a curated record